This is a messenger RNA of Cetraspora pellucida, 314 nucleotides long. The record is from the annotation of a GenBank genome assembly. NCBI's taxonomy places the organism in Eukaryota, Fungi, Glomeromycota, Glomeromycetes, Diversisporales, Gigasporaceae.
UUAAGUUCGAUGAAAGAAGUAAAUGAAACCGUGAAGACGAUCAGCAAAGCAUUUGGAAAUGUAAUGUUACGCACAAAUGACUUAUUAUUAUCAGGCAUCCUGGAUAUAGAAUCUUUAGAUGCUUUAAAUUCGCCAAUCAAAGAUGCAUUAAUAAAGAGAAACUUAUGGUCUGACGUUAAAGGAACCCUAAAAAUUAAUCCAUUACCUGAUGGAUUAAAAGAAUUCAUUAAUGAAUAUGUGGAAACCGGUGAUGCUGCAUUACCAGCUUACAAUAAAGAUUUAUAUCGCAGAACUCGAUGUUUAAUAGAUGCAAU